GCCUCUGUGGGCAAGGCUGGUGUUGGGUGAGGGCCGAGGCCCCACCCCCCACCCCAGUCCCUAGGACUGGGCAGAGGCAGCCGCAGACUGGAGGGGCUGGGAAAGGGGCCUGACCUUGCCUGCAGUAGGGGCCGUCCCUGAGGUGGGGUGUUGGAGGUGGAUCUGAAGUAAGAGCAUUGAUGAAAGAGGCGGUCCUCGGAGUGCAGCUGGUGGUGACGCUGCUCACUGCCACCCUCAUGCACAGGCUGGCGCCGCACUGCUCUUUCGCGCGCUGGCUGCUCUGCAAUGGCAGUCUCUUCCGAUACAAGCACCCUUCGGAGGAAGAGCUUCGGGCCCUGGCAGGGAAGCAGAAGCCCAGAGGCAGGAAGGAGCGGCGGGCCAGUGGCUGUAGUGAGGAGAAGCCGUUAUCUGUGCCCCGAGACGCCCCGUUCCAGCUGGAGACCUGUCCGCUCACGGCUGUCGACGCGCUUGUCCUGCACUUCUUCCUGGAGUACCAGUGGUCUCCUGGGCGGGCUAAACUGGGGGCUGAUGGCGUGCUCUCUACAGUCCUGCGCUUCUUCCUGGAGUACCAGUGGUUUGUGGACUUCGCCGUGUACUCAGGUGGCGUGUACCUCUUCACGGAGGCCUACUACUACGUGCUGGGCCCAGCCAAGGAGACCAACAUCGCGGUAUUCUGGUGUCUGCUCACCAUCGCUUUCUCUGUCAAGGUGUUCCUGACGGUGACCCGGCUGUACUUCAGCGCCGAGGAGGGAGGCGAGCGCUCUGUCUGCCUCACCUUUGCCUUCCUCUUCCUGCUGCUGGCCAUGCUGGCGCAGGUGGUGCGGGAGGAGACACUGGAGCUGGGCCUGGAGCCAGGCCUGGACAGUAUGUCCCAGAACUUGGAGCCACUUCUGAAGAUGCAAGGCUGGGACUGGGCUCUUCCUCUGGUCAAGCUGGCCAUCCGCGUGGGGCUGGCGGUGGUGGGCUCCAUGCUGGGUGCCUUCCUCACCUUCCCAGGCCUGCGACUGGCCCAGACCCACCACGAUGCACUGACCAUGUCUGAAGACCGACCCAUGCUGCAGCUCCUCCUGCACACCAGCUUCCUGUCCCCCCUGUUUGUCCUGUGGCUGUGGACCAAGCCCAUGGCCCGGGACUUCCUGCACCAGGCUCCCUUGGGGCGCACGUCCUUCUCUCUGCUGUCUGACUCCGCCUUCGACUCGCUGCGCCUCUGGGUGCUGGUGGUACUGUGCCUGCUGCGGCUGGCGGUGACCCGGCCCCACCUGCAGGCCUACCUGUGCCUGGCCAAGACCCGCGUGGAACAGCUGCGGCGGGAGGCCGGCCGCAUCGAGGCCCGAGAGAUCCAGCAGCGGGUGGUGCGGGUGAACUGCUACGUGACAGUUGUGAGCCUGCAGUACUUGACUCCGCUCAUCCUCACGCUCAGCUGCACGCUGCUGCUGAAGACCCUGGGCGGCUACUCCUGGGGCCUGGGCCCGGUCCCCACGCUGUCCCCUACCCCACCUUCAGCCCACAGUGGCCCGGUCGGCCCCGAGGAGGAUGAGGCCCAGCAGACUGCAGCCCUGAUCGCUGGGGCCCUGGGCAGCCUGCUCACGCCCCUCUUCCUCCGCGGAGUCCUCGCCUUUCUCAUCUGGUGGAUCGCCGCCUGCCAACUGCUCUCCAGCCUCUUUGGCCUGUACUUCCACCAGCAUCUGGCGGGCUCGUAGCCCUCUUGCAGACACUCCUGUGGGCCUGGGUUUGGUCCUGGGCCAGUGGGCCCCGGCUCACCUCCUCGGUGUCCCCAGGUGCAAGGCGCUCCCGGGAGUUUCUGCUGCGCGGCUCCCCCUUCACCACAGUGCCUGAGCCGUUGGCCCGGCCUUGGACGCUGAGCUUCUGCCUGGAAACCACCUCCCCAGACCAAGCAGCAGAGGGCCACUGUUCCCAGAAGGCACCUGCCCAGUUUGACUGCAGGGGGCGUGUGCGGCGUCGGAGGGGGCACUCUUCUGAACAAAUAAAGGAGCCAGCCACUUUUAACAAACAGGAUUCAAGUGGUUUGGGAGGCAGCUUUCUGCAUGUUGUGGCAGGGUGGGUGGGGGCCUGGUGAGUCUACAGAGGGCCUACAUUGCUGAGUGAGGGGAAUGAUGGAGGAAGAGCUUAGCAAAGGCCUGGAAGGAAGAAGCGAAGCCCUCGUAGAAAGCUGACAUGGGAACAAGUAAAAAAAAAAAAAACUGGGGAAACUACAUGAAAAGAAUUGAUUUCUUCUUACAAGGAAUGAUCUCAGAUGGACUCCGGGGAGAGACAAAAAAGCAGGCAGUGUUAAAUCGUGAGAUGCUAUUUUUUAACUUGUCAGAUUAUGGAAGAUCAAAAAGGCUGGUGUUUAUGAUCUGAAUUCUGUCUUCCUCCCAGCUCCUAUGUUGAGGUCCUAACCCCUAGGACUUCAGGAUAUGAUUGUAUUUGGAGAUAGGGAUUAAAAGUGAUUAAGCUGAAAUGAGGUUGGAGACUUGACUAGUGGUCCAGUGGUUAAGAAUCCACCUGCCAGUGCAGGAGACACAGGCUUGAUUCCUGGUCCGAGAGGAUCCCACAUGCCGUGGGGCAGCUAAACCCGUGUGCCGCACCUACUGAGCCUAGGCGCGUAGAGCGCGUGCUCUGCCACAAAAGGGGCCACCCCAACGAAGAGCAGCCCCUGCUCGCCACAACUGAGAAAUACAAAUGACAAAUAAUUUUUUAAAAAAUGAGGUUGAUAGGGUGGGCCCUGAUCCAGUAGGACUAGUAUCCUUACAAGAGGGGAAAAAAAUUUUUUUACAAGAGGAAAUUUGGACCCGAACUUAUGUUACCUGAAAGCUAGGUUCACCUCUUGUGAGGUGUUGAGCCGACUGACACAACCAAGCCAAAGAUGAACGAAAGGAAGGGCUUAUGUUGACUUUCAGCAAGUAAGGGAAACACUGGGGAUGUUUCCCAAAGCAGCGUCUCCCUGAACAGCAAAACUGGGGAAGUUUUAAGCUCAGGGUACACGUAUAUUCAUGAAAGGGCUUGAGCAGAGAAUUCAGCACAGAACUGGGGCAGAGGUCCACAGAGUCCAAGCUUUAGUUGACUGAAGUCAGAAGAAUCAAUGUCAUUCCACCCUCCACCUGCUUGGGGCCUUAGUUCCUGCAGAACUCGAAGAUGUAUUAUUAUUGGGAAAAGAAUCUGAAAAAGAAUAUACAUAUUCUGUGCUGCACACCUGAAACAAUAUGACACGAUAAAUCAACAUCAAUUAAAUGUG
This is a messenger RNA of Budorcas taxicolor (takin), 3235 nucleotides long. It is a transcript of the gene TMEM161A, whose product is annotated as transmembrane protein 161A. The transcript is spliced from 12 exons. The record is from RefSeq and is a predicted model, not a curated record. Bases 180 to 1700 code for a protein of 506 amino acids. NCBI's taxonomy places the organism in Eukaryota, Metazoa, Chordata, Mammalia, Artiodactyla, Bovidae.